AUGCCUGCCUAUACCUGGAAGUUAUCCAGCCGCUAUACUGACAGUUUUGCGUGUACGGAGUAUCGCAUCAAGAAAGAUCCAACGGAAGAGGAUUCGAGAGAAAGCUCCAUGCUCUUUCGACUGAUGCGGAGAGCAUCUAUCCAGGCGUCACACGACCGGAGAAAUUCUGCAGGGCGCACAACCUGGGGCUCCGUGAACUGCAAGGGACGCCGAUCAGAUGACGAUGGAAAUAGCACGUUCUGGCAAGGUUAUCAAGAACCGCUAUCCCCCACUGCAAGGAUAGCCAUAUCGUAUCCUAGAUAUUCCAUCUCCUGUGACCAAAGCUGGGGUGAUUACGUGCAUGAAGAGGAGCAAGGCGCGUCAGCGGAUGCCUCGAAAUUGAAGGUAUGUACUCCGCACAUAAUUAGGACUGUGUAUUAG
Messenger RNA from Rasamsonia emersonii CBS 393.64, 420 nucleotides. RefSeq lists its product as uncharacterized. Bases 1 to 420 code for a protein of 139 amino acids. Lineage: Eukaryota; Fungi; Ascomycota; Eurotiomycetes; Eurotiales; Trichocomaceae. The record is from RefSeq and is a predicted model, not a curated record. The transcript has 2 exons.